Psylliodes chrysocephalus is the source of this 894-nucleotide messenger RNA. The record is from the annotation of a GenBank genome assembly. NCBI's taxonomy places the organism in Eukaryota, Metazoa, Arthropoda, Insecta, Coleoptera, Chrysomelidae.
UAUGACCUAUUAUAUAUCGUUUCUACAGCAUAGAGGGCAGAAAUAAAAAAUAAAAUAAUGUAGUUGCGUACAUAAGUUUUAUUUAUUAUUAUAAUAAUAAUAAUAAUAAUUAAACUUCAUGUUUUAGACAAAAAUAUUAAACAAAUCUGUUUUAUUUUAGAGGAGCAUAUAAAAUUGGUAUUUGGUAUAACACGGAGUCGUAAUAGUAGCUAUAACCACACGAUGUUUUUUAUAUUUUUUUUUAACAAAAUUGAAAUUAAAACAAAUAAUUAAUAGAAAUGAGCAUUAAUAAUCUCGUUUCCAGCUUAACAAGGUUAUCGUUAAUAAAAGUCCCAACUCUAAUUAGAAAUGUGUCCUUAAACGCCCCCAUGCUGUUCAGAAGUACUCCGGUCCUAUUGGCGGAGCCUUUGAAAAAGAAGAAAAAAAUGGACCCAGCUAUCAUUAAAGCUAGAGAGGAAAAAAAAAAGAAAAAAAUUGAAAAAGCUAUCAGAAAACUUGAGAAAAAUGCCCGUAAAUUAAAGCCGAUAUCUGAAUGUGAAAUACCUUUCGAGAUUCUAGAUACUUUAAAAAAUCGUCAACGUAACUUACCAGGUAUAUCAGAAGAAAUUUUAGAAAAUAGAGCAUUAUUAGAGAAAAAAUGGUGUCGAUACAAAAGAGAACAGCAUUUGGUUGACAUGCAGAUGUUAGAUAGAAUACAAUUUGCCCAACAAAAGGCUUUGGAUGAACUCAGAAAAGAAUCGGAACAACUUUACCAAGAAGCCAUACAGCCUGAUUUAAUGAUGAUGCCUUAUAAAAUCGAAGGCCCUGUCGAAACGCCGCCUAUAGAAAAUUACCAAAGUCCGGACGGUGAUUAUAAUGAUGUAUCUAAAAAAUGGUAGAAGAAAUUAUUGUUCA